GCUCGGCGCUUCAUUCCACCGCCCGCAGAUGAUUGAACGAGGGAAGUGUCUCACUCUUUCUCUGAGUCCGAUCCGCCCGGGGUUCGGCAUGGCGGCUCAAUAGACAGGCAGCAGCGGCAGCGACGCAUCAGUGCACUGCACUGGGCAACAACAGCACGCACCAGCUUCAAAAAUGGCGCUCCACAAUGGGCUUCUCAGCUUUGCUGUAGUCGACAGCAUAGUAACACUCGACUUGAAGACUUUGUUUUUCCUUGAAGAGUAUCUCAGUUCAAAAAUACAGUCAGAUGACUUCAGAUUGGCCAGAUUCUUUCUCUUCCCUGAUGGAGGACUUCAUGAUGUCCCCGAGUUCGCCGUUUCUGACGGCUGAAGGGGACCCGUGUCUCCUGCACACAGACCUGGCGGAGGCCGGGCCGGUGAAAUCGUACCUCAGACCACUCCUGUUUGGUGGCAAUGAGGAAAGCGAUGUGUCCUCCCUGAUCACUCGUGACACGUUACUGGACACCGACGAUACUGUGGAGGAUGCGUUCACCGGCUUCGACUGGAUGGAGAAGACGGAUCUCUUUGACAAUUUGUUUAUGGGUGAAAAUGGCUCUCCCUCCUCAGAGGAGCUGUUGGCUGUCUUGGACAGUUCCUGUGUUCUGGAAGAAUUGCCUUUUGAUCCUUUGCCAGCUAAACUACAAGUAGCUGACCUUGGCUUGAGUUCUGAUCACAGGCCAUUUCCAAAUUCACCCCCAGGGUCAGAUCAGCUGGCACCUAGUACCCCAACCAUUACCCCAGAAUCUUUAAUCUCGACCCCUGAUCAUUUAUUACACUUCCUGGAGAACGAAACUGGAGUUUCAGGUGGUGAGGAAUUUACUCAGUCCUGGUCUCUGCAGGACUCCGUCAAAGAGGAGGAUGACAGGCUAAUGCUGGAUUCUGACAGUGGAGUUGGGACUAGUCCCCCACACUCCCCUGCUGAAUCUUCUGACAGAAGUAUGUCAGAAGGGUCACCACAAACUAGUGGCUUGUCAUCAGAUGACUCAAGUCCUAUUAGGCCAAAACCAUAUGAUCGUCCCAGUACAGAAAAUGUAGGCAGUUUGUCAAAAGUAAAAGUCAGCAGUGUGGAGUCAAGAGGUCUGGAGAAAAAGUUGAAGAAGAUGGAGCAGAACAAAAGUGCAGCGACACGGUACAGACAAAAGAAGAGAGCAGAGCAUGGUGCUAUACUUGCAGAAUGUAGCUUACUGGAAGAGAAAAAUAAAAACUUGCAAGAGAAAGCUGACUCAUUAGUGAAAGAAAUUCAAUAUUUAAAAGACUUGAUAGAAGAAGUUAGGAAAGCCAAAAGUAGUAGAAGUGCAAAAGGCUUGUAAUAUAGCAUUAGCUAUUGUAGAUUUGUAAAUGUAAUUUUUAAUAAAAUCAUUAAAUAGAA
Molecule: messenger RNA, 1405 nt
Organism: Rhincodon typus (whale shark)
Lineage: Eukaryota; Metazoa; Chordata; Chondrichthyes; Orectolobiformes; Rhincodontidae
Gene: atf4a
Product: activating transcription factor 4a
Exons: 3
Coding region: 285-1346 (353 amino acids)
Biological process (GO): regulation of transcription by RNA polymerase II
Cellular component (GO): ATF1-ATF4 transcription factor complex; ATF4-CREB1 transcription factor complex; nucleus
Molecular function (GO): RNA polymerase II transcription regulatory region sequence-specific DNA binding; DNA-binding transcription activator activity, RNA polymerase II-specific
Source: RefSeq, a predicted model, not a curated record